GAACGAUGACUUCUGUGGAAACGGAGGCGGCGCUGGCCGAAUUGGCGGCGCUGCGUGAAGAAACAGACGCUAAGCUGGACGAUGCUGCACGGCAAAUCUACAGGCUCAACGAGGAGAACGAUCUCCUGGCAGAAGCGAACGAACUCCUCCGCGAAGAAAACAAUGCGUUGAAGGCCCAGCUCGCCGCAGCACUUGCCACUGCCGUGGACUCAGCCGCCGUCGACGUGGCGGUAGCCGGUCUUUCCCUCAAGGUAGAUGCGGUGGACGAAGCCUUGUUGACCCCAGGAAACGAGGCAGUCCUUCCAGUGCGCGAAGCGUCCGUGGUGGACCAAGCGCAUGUGAUGAACAUUUUGUCGGUCAGUGGCCACUUUCACGACUCGUCGCUCGUGGCAUCCGGUGGUGCCGACAAGUACGUAAAAGUGCACAAUUGGCAGACCAAGACAGUCGUAGAUUCUUACGACGCCGGUGCCCCCGUCCUCGCUCUUUCGUUCCAUCCGUCCAAGACGCAUGCGAACUACCUCAUGGCGAGUGGCAUGGACGGGCGGCACCACGUGCUUCGGUUGGACCACGACCACCUGCAUAUUGUCCAAGUGUUCCACGACCACACGAGGCAAGGCAACAUCCGCCACGCAUGGCUCUCGUCCGGCGACGCCUUGGGGUUCGUGACCGGGGCAAGCGACAAAGUCGCCCAUGUGUAUCAUCAAGUGCCUGAGUCUUCCGGCAACAUGGUGCAAUUUAGCAUUGCCAAGAGCUAUUACUUCAACGGAACGGUCGAGGCCUUGACUGUGGUGCCGCCACGCGAUGGCUCGAACGAACUCGUCGUCGCGGGCAUUCGCGACGACUGCUACGUGCACUACAUCGACAUGGUGACGCUGGAGAAGACGAGGCUCAACAUGAACACGGAUGACAUCGAGCACGUAUCGUACACGAUCAUGGACUUGCAAAGCUCGCCGAGCGGGGCGUAUCUGCUCGUCGCGACCGAUGCCAACCGUCAUUUUGUCGUCAAGGUGCGAUCGAACGUCGUUUUACGCAACUUUUAUGGCCACAAGGCCGGGCCGUACAGCCAGCCACGUGUGGCGUGGCACGCGUCGGAGCAAUUCGUGGUGUCCAACACGGAGGGCGAAGGCGGCCUUGUCAUGUGGAGCGUCGCGUCCGAGAAGGUCGUGCAGCGCGUCAAGGCGCACGAAAAGUUGCUGCGAGAUUUGUGGUAUGCCCAGGUCGACGGCGUUGACGUCCUGGUCACGGGGUCGUACGAUAAGGCACUCAAGCUGUGGCAGUCCGAGCGCCACGUGUAAGACAAGGAAUUUUGAACAUGCAGUCCACACACCUCA
Messenger RNA from Aphanomyces invadans, 1331 nucleotides. RefSeq lists its product as hypothetical. Lineage: Eukaryota; Oomycota; Saprolegniomycetes; Saprolegniales; Verrucalvaceae. The record is from RefSeq and is a predicted model, not a curated record. Gene Ontology annotation, molecular function: protein binding. Gene Ontology annotation, cellular component: nucleolus. Bases 6 to 1295 code for a protein of 429 amino acids. The transcript is spliced from 3 exons. Gene Ontology annotation, biological process: positive regulation of transcription by RNA polymerase I; rRNA processing.